AAUUACCCAUCAAUUCUAUUGAUGUUUAGCUGAUAUGCCUGAUUUGAUUGUAUUUCUGUCUAACUGCUUAGUUACCUAUAUCACCUAAACUGGACAUGUACAUCCGUCCCAAACUGGAUUAGUAUGUUUCUCACUUUAACACACAAGCUCGAGUCGUACAAGAAAUCCUGUAAACUUAGUCAUCUAGCUACUUUGAGAGGGAGGGCGCCAAACCAUUGCUGCCUGGUGAGAUGCAUAGCCCCUCGACUCGUCGUCGUCAGUUCAUCUUCUGGAUCCCGUCUCACUUGGAUUUCCGCUUUCAGACGUCUGGACUCUGUGACCUUCAUGACAACACGAUCGGCUCGAGAUGGCAGAGUAUUAUGGCUCCGUCUCCGUGGACGACUUCACUAUCGGGUGGGUUUGUGCCCACCCGUUGGAGCUAGAAAUCGCGACCAAGAUGAUGGAUGAGCAGUUGGCCGGCCUCCCCUCCCACCCUGGUGACUCCAACACCUACGCGCUUGGAUUAAUCGAAGGCCACUUUGUCGUAGCUGCCUUUUCACCUACCGCCGAGAAAGGUACAAGCCCGGUAGCGACCGCGGCUCGCCACAUGAGGUUGAGCUACCCUUCAGUCCGCCUCGGCAUCUCAAUCGACAUCGGUAGCUACGGUAGCUGGGUUCCACAUCACGGCAACAAUCUCGACAUCCACUUGGACGACGUCGUCAUUAGCCCGUUGUUGAAUAAUUGCGACGAAGCGGUUCAGUAUGAUCUCGGCAAGGUUAUCGAUGGUCACGUUACCCAUCUGGAGAACAAGGUCGCGCCGCUAUCGACAACUGUAAUGGCGGCGCUUGAGAAGUUACGCACCAAUCAUCUUCGAAGCAAGACACGGGUCUCGGAACACUUAUCCAAGCUCUUAUCUAUCUACAGCAGCAUUGUAUCUCCACCUGAAGUCAUGAGAGACGGGCCAGUACAUAAGAGAGAUGCCCAUGAGCUUAUCAAAGUUUGGUUAUUUGAUACCGAGGUAGCUGACCUGAGGACCGAUGACUCACAGACUGACUUGCCUCUGGUUAUCAUCCGUGGUAUCUGCGACAAAAAUGACGGCGAGAGGUUGCAACAGCAUGCAGUGGCUGCAGCCGCGUCAUAUGCUAAAGAGCUCUUGCAAAUCCUCCCACCUCUGGUAUUCUUGAUGACCUCAGAAGACAAAGCAGCCUCCGAAAAUUCCUAUACGCCUCCUCCCAUGAGCACUUCAACGAAAGUUAUUCUAAAGCGAUGGCGUCCAUUGGUCGACGAAGAACCUUUAUUUGACUCGUUUAUUGGGUUUGAGGAAAGCACUUCGACUGGGCAGAUUUACGAUACAAUGGACACGUCGCCCAGACCCCCUCUCAGCACUCUGGCCCCUGUUACCGAACCUAGAGCCAAAGAGGCAUAUAUUAUGAGGACCAAAAGCAAGUCAGACAUAGAGAACAGUGAAGCUGAAAUGCACUCGAACUUUGCUCGCAUGUGGAGGAGGGCAGAUGGCACGCCUGAACUUUUGGAAGAAUCAAAUUCCAGAAACCUCGAUGCAGACGACGACGAGGACGAUAAGUUCAAAUCGCAAUUUUACCUAUCAAGCCAACUGAUGGAGAUAAUUUCACCAGACUUCGCAGGCUUCCGGGAGCAUGUGCUUUGGCUCUAUCCAUCUCUGGCAACCAGCCACAGCUACCUGGUUGACCGCAUCGCCCACCAUCAGGUUUCUCGAUACAAAGCACUUCUCGAUGCCAAGGUUAAACAUAUAGAGCUUGGUGAAGAUUGCUCAGGCGGAUUUCUCUGUCCUGUACGUGGUGGUCAUUCUGUUCUGCCUGGCCAGGAGAGAGAUAUGCAAGACAUCGGUCCGUUAUUCAGUGCCCUUGGACCUCAGCCUGACUCAGGCUAUGUUGAGGGUUAUCUUCCUGAACAAAGCUUCCCGCCGGGCAUUCCGCCACCGCCUGCAGGAUAUCUUCUGGCUAAAGUCGAAUCACGUCCAUGAAGACGUACAGCC
Colletotrichum navitas is the source of this 1993-nucleotide messenger RNA. RefSeq lists its product as uncharacterized. Gene Ontology annotation, biological process: nucleoside metabolic process. The transcript is spliced from 4 exons. The coding region runs from base 347 to 1981 and encodes 544 amino acids. The record is from RefSeq and is a predicted model, not a curated record. NCBI's taxonomy places the organism in Eukaryota, Fungi, Ascomycota, Sordariomycetes, Glomerellales, Glomerellaceae. Gene Ontology annotation, molecular function: catalytic activity.